Molecule: messenger RNA, 1265 nt
Organism: Syngnathus acus (greater pipefish)
Lineage: Eukaryota; Metazoa; Chordata; Actinopteri; Syngnathiformes; Syngnathidae
Product: androgen-dependent TFPI-regulating protein
Exons: 5
Coding region: 422-1087 (221 amino acids)
Cellular component (GO): membrane; endomembrane system
Source: RefSeq, a predicted model, not a curated record
AACAUUAAAACAUUUCAACGAUUGCUUUCAUGUGUGCGUUUUUUUCAAUUGUUGAGCAUUGUGCAAUAAUGACUCCAUCAUACUACCCUGCACACAUGACAGAUGCAAGACAUUCAGGUUUUCCAUGUUUAGCUUCAAUCAGAUACUCUGCCUUGUACCUACCGUACUUAUCUCUACAUCAUAUUUGUCUGAUUGAGUAAAUGUGAUAAAGCUCACCGAGCAUUACAUAGCCAUUAAGUCACAUGCUGCACAGCGCUGCUUAUGAAAGACACACUCCUCUGCUGUACUUCCUUAAGAACAGUGGGCCUCUUGUGUGUGCAUUGCAGUGCGCCUUUGCACUAAUCUUCUUUUCAAUUUUCACGCUUCAACCUGCAGCUUUUUCAGCUUGUAUUUUGCUUUGUUGAAACCAGUCUGUUAUAAAAUGACUUCAAGCCUGAAGAGAGUUUACCAUAUCAGCGUAUUCAGCUGGUAUGCUUUUGUUGUCAUGACUUUGGCUGCUAAGGAUGGUGAGGAAUUACCACCUGGGAUCUUUGCGUAUGGGGGACCUUGGAAAUACCUCACAUUUUUGAACUUAAUACUCCAAAUGUUAUUCUUUGGAUUGACGGCCGUGAACGAUCUUCAGCGUGGGAAGAAAUCUGUUAGCACACUCAAAAGAUUUACAGAUCUAAUAUUCUCUGUCUUUGCCUUCCCUGUAGGCAUGUUUGUUGUUCUUCUCUUUUGGACUCUAUUUGCCUAUGACAGAGAGUUGGUUUACCCGGCAACAAUGGACGCCUUCAUCCCUCCUUGGAUUAACCAUGCUAUGCAUACGUUUGUCUUUCCUUUUUUACUUGGAGAAUUCCUGGUGCAGCCACAUGCCUACCCACGAACAAAAAAUGCACUGGCCACACUGGGAUUAGUGGGUGCGGGUUACCUAUUCUGGAUUCUCUGGGUGCACGUCAAAGUGGGGAUUUGGGUGUAUCCCCUCCUUGGACAUUUCAAUGCUGUUGGUCUGUUAGGCUUUUUUUGUUUUAACAUGUCUUUGGUGACAUUAAUCUACCUCCUCGGAGACAAACUCAACAGCUGCAUGUGGGGAAAACAACUUCACUGACAAAGGAAAAGACAACAGGGCUUUGAUCAUUUGUGUGUCUUUGUUUUUGUUUCAAAGGCAACAAACAUAAUUAUUUACCAUCUGCUAGCCAUGAUCAAGACUAUUGCAGUGUAAACAGCAAGUUCAUAAUCUCACUGGAAAGAUUUGUGGAUCUAGCACUUUCUCUUUACAACAAAAC